AAAACUUAGUAAGCACGUUUUAUUUCUGAAUUAAUCCAUGUGAAAAAUUUCUGUACUGCAAAGGUCAAAAAGGUAAUAUUCAGAAUGCGCGAACGCGAAAUAAAAGCACUGUGGGAGGAAAUGGUAUACCAAUGUGGUGGAAUGUUCUCGGAUGAGGAAUUGUUUAAAAUUCAUAGGAGGUUCCUAAGGAGUUGGGCCACUUGUGAAUCCGUAAUAAUGCUGAAAAAGGAAGAUUUAAUGGAACCAAUACGAAAGCGUUUAGUGGCGGCGCCAGCAUCGGAGAAAAAGAAAUCGAGAUCUGCGUUGACUGGAACUAAGCGUCGUUUUAGCCAUUAUCAGGAAGACUCCGAUGAUUCUGAUGAUUCUGAAGACAAUAUACCAUUGGCUGUUUUGAAAAAACGUGCGAACAAUAAAAAACAAAAACCAACAGAAUCUCACGUUGCUCACGUGCCGAAAGCUAAACGGAGCCUUGGUCGUCCCUCAGAAAGUGCCAGGCUUCCGGAGCCGCAAAAUGGUGACAAGAGAAAAGAGCUAAAAGCGAAGAUGAAGGCACAGCGCUUAGCAGUGCGGCAACGGAAAUCAAAGAACUCUGCCGUAAAAAUUAUCGAUGAAGUGAAAGCAGCGCAUAUUGCACCGGUAAUUGAUUUGUCACCAGCUAAAGAAUUGCCGAAGAAGGACACCCGUAAUAUGCCAGGCGACAGCAAAAAGAUUUCUGAGAGGAAUGGACCAAUUACCCAUUCUAAUGAUUCGAUGCAACAAGAAUUGGACGCACCUUUGAUGUUAAAUUCCAUACGCUUUGAUCAUACCUAUAAUCUGGCUCCAACUACAGAUGACAAGUAUUUUCAAAAGGAACAACAGAAAUAUAAUGAUACGGCAGGUUCAACCGAUGAUAUUGAAGUUGAUGAGCUUUUAAUAGACGAUGGUUUGGAAAUGACUGCCCCAAUUACGGAAGUUAAUAUGGAUUUAUGUGAAAUCUUGCAAAAUGAUGGGGCAAACGCUCAACUCGAUAUGCAAGUGGAUAAUGGAAUAGAGCUCUGGUUACAGGAUAUCGAUACCGAAAUGCCAGAUAUGCCGUCAUUAGAGUUCGAAUCAAGCGGAAAUAACGACACAUUAAAUGAAUUGGGACAUUAUGAUGAACAGCAAAAUGAGCCGCCAAAUUUUGAGAACAUUUUAAUUAAUCAGUUAUCUAAUAAUAGUACAUUAUUGGAACUAACAGCAGCAGCAUCAGAGAUACAUAAUCAUAAUAAGGAGGAAUUCAUAUUGGAGGAUCAGCUGGCAACGUCGUUGAAAUCAAAGGAGGAAACUACAGUAAAUAAGACUCCAUUGGAGCUGGAAGCCUCUGAAAUCAAUGAACUAAACUAUGAUUACGAUGAUGAUGAUGAUGUGCUGUCAGUGGUUGCCUCCUGUUAUGACUUGGAAGAUUUGAUAAAUGAUGAACCAGUAGAACUGAAAUCAGUAGAAACUGAAAUGUACCAGCAGCAGGAUGAAAAGAAGAAAAUAGAUCUACAGAUACUAAAAGACCAGCCAAAGGUUAUGCAAUCCCUAUAUAAGGCAUCCGAGAUUAAACCUAAACCAAAACCUGAUCCAGUUGCAGUUGCGAAAAAUCUGGAACCACUUGCAGAAGCUGCAAAUCCGGAACCAAUUGAAUAUCCACAAGAUGAAGUGAAUACACAACGUGUCCAGGCCUUGGCUGCCCGUCGUCCAUCCGUUAAUUGUCCUGUAUUUGCUCCACUCUAUCGGCUGCCACAAGUGCCAAAUUCUUAUGAUAAUAUAACGUCUGUAUCCACUGACAUUUACAAUGGCAUGAAUCUUGGAAAGAUAUUCGGCAUCAAGUGUUGGCCAAAUUUGGACCUUGAGUGCCCGAAAGUGGAUUGUGAUCAUGAAGCUCCAAACAUUCACGAUGUCGUCGGACGUCUAAUGCGUCUCAAUGAGGACGAGUUGAUCUCCAGCUACGAGUCAAUCAGAGAAAGCAGCGUGCUUUUUCAAAAAUACAUAACGCACUUUGCCGAUAUAUUUGCCAACCGUCGCAUGUUUAGAUGCUUACUUCAAACGAUUGUAGAUUGUCGGCUGUAUAAAGAAUUCAUCGCCCCUUCUUUGCUCCACUUAUAUACGGCUUGUAAGCAAUUUGGAAAGGAAGCCGAGGGUCUGAAAUGCAUUAUGCAACAUCUGUGGUUGCCGAGCAAGGCAAGUAAGUUUAAAGAAUUGACCGAAGCCAUUUUGAAUAUUUUGGCGUCGGCCAAUUGGUCAGAUUAUGAGACAGAAUUAACGGAUUUGUUUAAGACCCAUCACUUUCCCAUGCCAAAUGAUUUUAUGACAGCUGUUGUGAAAUCGGCCUUGAUGAAGAGAGAAUUAUUGCAGGUGGCCUUACAGUUGGUGGUGUUACGACGCGUCGAUGGAGUCCAUGACAAGGCCCUUGCUGAAGCGCUAAAAAUGAUAGCUCACAUCGAUGACACUUCGCAACUGGAAUCUACGACUGUCAAAGCAACGUCUGAGCCAUUGCAGCAUAAACCUAAUAGUAGUGAAUGCCAAAAUGGUUCGACUAAAGAUGGCAGCCCUUAGAUAAUUACAAACCCAAAUAAAAACAACGAAUUUUAACAUAAAUUCAUCUAAGGCUCUUAGAAUCGAAACACAUUUUAGAUUCUUACUGAUUAUUUUUGUACACAUUUUCAAAUGUUCUAUUAAAUUUUCAAGAAGAAAUGAAUUCUGUAAACCUUAUUAACUGUUUUUGAUGA
Drosophila willistoni is the source of this 2732-nucleotide messenger RNA. RefSeq lists its product as uncharacterized. The record is from RefSeq and is a predicted model, not a curated record. The transcript is spliced from 4 exons. The coding region runs from base 85 to 2559 and encodes 824 amino acids. NCBI's taxonomy places the organism in Eukaryota, Metazoa, Arthropoda, Insecta, Diptera, Drosophilidae.